Messenger RNA from Hipposideros armiger (great roundleaf bat), 3672 nucleotides. It is a transcript of the gene GCA, whose product is annotated as grancalcin. NCBI's taxonomy places the organism in Eukaryota, Metazoa, Chordata, Mammalia, Chiroptera, Hipposideridae. The transcript is spliced from 8 exons. The record is from RefSeq and is a predicted model, not a curated record. Bases 142 to 795 code for a protein of 217 amino acids. Gene Ontology annotation, molecular function: calcium ion binding.
GGGCGGUCUCAGGAAAGUAAAUCGCGCGGCCAGCACGUCUCAGCCUCACCUGCCCCUACACCUGCUCCUGCACCUGCGCGUUUCACCUAGCAGGGCGGACGCAGAUUCAAAGGGUGACGGGUGACGCUUGCUCGGCUCAUCAUGGCCUACCCGGGAUACGGAGGAGGGUUCGGAAGUUUUAGGGGUCAGAUGCCAGGGAUGCUAAUGGGACAGCCAGUGCUGGGCCCAGGGCCACAUGUGUUCCCUGGUGAAUACUCCAGACACCUAGCUUAUCCGGACAGUUAUUCGGCAGGAGACCCCAUGUGGACAUACUUCACCGCUGUUGCCGGACAGGAUGGUGAAGUGGACGCAGAAGAACUUCAGAAGUGUCUGACACAGUCUGGAAUUACUGGGACUUACUCUCCCUUCAGUUUGGAAACCUGCAGAAUUAUGAUUGCCAUGUUGGAUAGAGAUUACACAGGAAAAAUGGGAUUUAAUGAAUUUAAAGAACUUUGGACGGCUCUUAAUGCCUGGAAACAAAACUUCAUGACUAUUGAUCAAGACCGAAGUGGCACAGUAGAACCUCAUGAAUUGAAUCAAGCCAUUGCUGUUAUGGGUUACAGAUUGAGUCCUCAAACGUUAACUGCUAUUGUUAGACGUUAUAGUAAGAAUGGCAGAAUCUUCUUUGAUGAUUAUGUUGCUUGCUGUGUGAAGCUUCGAGCUUUGACAGAUUUCUUUAGCAAAAGAGACCACUUGCAAGAAGGGGUUGUGAAUUUUAUAUACGAUGAUUUUUUGCAGGGCACUAUGUCAAUUUGAAUGCCAAGAAUUUGACAGCUAAAGAAAUACUGCAAAUUUUUCUGCUUGGAAGAAAUGAACUGGACUACUUCAAAUUAAAGUUUUUGGGACGUUGCCAUGUUUCUACCUGUUAAAUCUCUUUCCUUUAUAUUAGAUAUCUAAUAUAUAUAAUAUACUAUGUUUUCAUUUUAGCACACAGUUCAAAGCAAUAAAAGAAAUGUUUUGUAUUUAGAAUGUUAUUGCUUUUAGAAAAGUUAUCACUUUACAGAUAUCUGCAUAAUGUCAUCAAAUAUUAGUAUAUGAUUAAUUGAUAUAAAUGUCUCUUAACCUUAAUUUUUAACAAUAUAAACCUAGAGGAAUGUAUUUAUAAGAUUAUAUAAGAAGCCAAAUGAUGAAAGUCUAGAUAAAAUGAAUUUAUACUUAUCUGAAGGUUACACAUUUUACUAUUAAAUUUUGUUUGUAAUUGUUGGUGUUUGAGGGUGAGCUGGAAGGGUAACCCUGGAUUUUGUGCCACAUCCAUAAUAGGGUUUGUUCUUGCUCACAUAAUCAGAGAACAGAAACUCACUUGUUUUUAACAGUGAAGAAGGAAACUAUAGUUUCUAAAAUUUUAUCUUAAUUGCCUUCGGUGGAUCAUAAAAUAUAGUGAAAUAAGACUACAGGAGGCAUCGUUUUUCCUUUUUUAUUUUUUACGUUGUAUAUUUCUCUUCAUUAUGUUUUGUUAUCUUCUAUGAAAAAAAAAUUCUGAAUAAACAACUCUUCUCUCUGCUCUUUUUUCAUUAGUGAAAACAUUGAUAGCCUAAAAUGGCAUCUUUUUCUAAACCUCAAUUUUCUGGAAAUGAUAUUUUUAAUGAAAUGUCAACAUUUAAAUUUCUGUUAAACUUAGUUGAUGUUUAUACAUAAUGCCAACUGUUUACAAAGAUAAAAAAAUCAAGUAAUAUACCUCUUUGUUUAAAUGUGCAGAACUUACAAAUUUGACUUUCUUGACAACAUCUGGUAGUUUUGGCGUUAAAAAACUAAUAAGUCUUUUGAGCGCAUCUGUGUAGUGUGGCUUGCGGAGCAUGAUAGGCACCCCAGCACCAUUUCUUAGUGGUAUGACCAUGGAAACUUCAAAGUGGAGUCAUCAGGACAUUAGCAUGUAAGAUCCCUGGUAUAAGUAGUUACACUUAAUCCAGCCCUCUUUUUGGCAAACACCUUAAGUCUUUGUUAAUGAAGAUUUAAUAAACCACAUAUUUUUUUUAUUCUAUAACUGAAUAUCUUCUCCAGCUUGAAGGUGAAUACAGUAGUCCCCCCUUAUCUGGGGGUGGGGGAGAUAUGUUCCAAGACCUUCAGUGGAUGCCUGAAUCCGUGGAUAGUACAUAACCCUAUAUAAACUGUUUUUUCCUAUACACACAUACCUAUGAUAAGGUUUAAUUUAUUUAAAUUAGGUACAGUAAGUGGUUAAUAGUAAUAAUAAAAUAGAACAUUAUAAUAAUAUACUGUAAUAAAAGUUAUGUGAAUGUGGUCUCUCAAUAUAUCUUCUUGUACUGCAUAUACAGUGUAAGUACGCCAGACAAAGGGAUGAUUCGCACCCCAGGAGGUAUGGGGUGGGAUGGCUCAAGAUUUCAUCACACUACUGAGAACAGCAUGCAGUUUAAAAUUUAUGAAUUUCUGGAAUUUUCCAUGUAAUAUUUUCGUACCACAGUUGACCUCAGGUAAAUGAAACCAUGGGUACAGGGGCACUACAGUACAAAUUGAUGUAAUUUUAGUAUGACUGGUGACCAAAUUAAUAUAUAAUUGUAUAAAACUAUUUCUUAAAAAAUGAAGGAUGAAUAAGAAUAUCUUGAAAAAAACUUACAAACUUACAGAAUUUUAAAUCAACUUUCACUUUUAAAACUCCCGGAAGCGAAAUAGUUAUAGUCAUUUAAUAUUGAUAAUUUUAUAUAAUUGUCAAAUUCAUUUGUUUUUUUAUUCACAUAAAAAUACAUAUGUGAAUAAGUAAUCCAUAUAAUUCUGUCCUCUGGAUGUUAAUUUUUUUCUUGCACAUAUGUUUGAUAAUGUGAGAGAAUGAAUGUUAACUGAGCCAUAAAAAAUACUUCUAAAUAGAAGUAUUGUAGGAAAAAGCUAAUGUAAACACACUGUGUAUCAUUCACAUUGAAUCAUUGAAUAAGGGUGAUAAUAUGACUCAGCAGCCUAUACUCUUAAAACCCAGCUUAUAUAUAGGUGGUUGAGUUACUGUACUGUGCUAAGGUCAAUUAUAAUUUUAUUUGCUUGGAGGCUCAUAGCUGUGGUAAAACUUUAACAUAUGGUAUCUUUCAUGUAAGUUUCUGCCAAAUGACACAUUGUAUUAGAACUUCACACAGUUCUCUAACUCAUCCUUUGCCAAAGGUGUUCCUGUGACUUUUGGUCACAGGCCAUCUGUGAGAAUGAGCUUCCAUGGCUAGACAUAGUUGGAGAAUUCUCAGGGAGCAUAAGCCCAAGGUACACAACAUCCUGUUCAUUUUAUUUGACCCAGUUUUUUUCCAAACUCUUGGACACAGAACCCCUUUCUCUAGCAAAAAUAAUGGUCCAACCAAUCCAACUUUAGGGUGAAACAAAUCUUUUGCACUUUACAUAAUCUUAUAAAGACAUUAGGCAUAGAGAAUAUUUUACUGGGACUUUUAUACAGAAAUACAAUUUACUUUUUCGAUGUUUUAAGAUAAUGUAAACAAACAUUCAUCCCUACAGUAAAAAUUAAAUAGUAUGAUAAACAUGACUGGAUUAUUAAUAUAGUAUGGUGGUUUGUACUGGUUAAUUCAUGCCCGGUUUUCUUAUGUUGUAAAUCAUUGAAUAAUGUACACUCUUAAUGUCUAAGUGCUUUUAUUUAUACAGUAAACAUUUCCAUGUCAUUUUGAGAAUUUUUUAAUAAACAUUCAAAUAGCU